AUGUAUGAUUCGCAGUUGGUAAUGGUCGAUCAAAAUCGAUCCUUACUUAUGAUUAGAGAAGUGAAUGAAAAUAACAAGAGAUGUGUGGCAACCCGAAUUCGUUGGCUUGUCAAUCCGCAAUUUUUCAGAUAUAUUUUAUGGUUGAUUGCAGCUCCUGAAUUUUGCAUUCAUUUUACUACAGUUUUGAAGAAAAAAUUCGAUCUCGAAAAUGAUAUUAUAUUGCAAUUUCGAUUUACGGAUCUGUUCGUUGGUUCCAUUGAUCAUCAUUGGGAUUUUCGAAUUUCUCUUUUACUAAACCGUUCGUUAGAACUUGAAAAAAAUUUGUGGUUGCUUUCGACAUAUGGAGGAGCAUUAUCGGCCAUGGGCGAUUAUUAUUUGCAUUUUGCCAAAGAAGCUGGAAAUAUUUCAUGUAAGCAGCUCUAUCUUGCGUAUAAAUUGGGUAAUCCAGUAUUGAUCUCACGCUGUAAAUUAUAUUUUGCACUCAGUCUCACACAAAGAUAUUCCUUCAGGCGCGCUUUCGAAAUAUUAAAAGAACAAUAUUUAUUUGCAAAGGGAUUAAAAUGUGAAUUUUUAUUGCAUUGCUGUGAAGGCGUUUGGUCAAAAUUUCGUUCAAUUCAACUGAAGGCAAGGCAAAAGCGAAUAGAAAUGUCAAAAAGAAGUUUUAUUUUAUAA
Dracunculus medinensis (Guinea worm) is the source of this 672-nucleotide messenger RNA. The record is from the annotation of a GenBank genome assembly. Lineage: Eukaryota; Metazoa; Nematoda; Chromadorea; Rhabditida; Dracunculidae.